GAAACAAUUUGGAGAAAUGAGGCCGAGGAGCGCUCAGCCACACACAUCCCCACAUCGAUUUGCCGUGUUCAAAACAGCGAAGCUAUUGGAAUUCAUAACAUUUGACUUUUGUUUGGGAUGCCUUUACUGAACAAGAAACCGAUUGGAAGACGUGAAGUUCCACCAAAUGUAAAACUCACCGAUAAGGUCUACUAUUUGGAAGCAAGCAAUGAGAUUUUCACAAACUAUGAUGAGUUCUUCGAAAGAAUGAUCCAGUUGAAUUCUACACUUUUCUCUUGUGAGUACACUGGCAAGACAGGUCUUACGUAUUUCGAGGCUCUGGAAUCCGAGAAACAGGCUAUGAAAGCACUGGGAAAUUUUCCGCCACAAUUGGAGCAAUCUAUACUGUUUCUCGUUAGGAACUACUUAUGUCGAGGUCGAUUCGAAGAUCUGCUCAAUGAUGUCUCCUUAUUCAUGAAGGAUCGCUAUUUUAUUGGUGAAGAAUGUUCCUAUGUUGAUGGCACGCAAAGAGUUCCGGUAAAAAUUACUGGCGUUCAAGUGCUUCGAGAUUGGCAGCCAGAAAGCGGUAAUGGCAAAGAUCCACAGAUUCCUCCACCCGAGAUAUUUCGGUACUCUUUGGAAUUUCUAGAAGGGAACACCCAUCCGGAUGCAUAUUUGGAAGACGAUUUGGAACAAGCACUUUUCGAUCAUACCUGCUUGCAUCGAGCAAGAAGUGUUUCGUCUAAACCAAAGUUGAAGCUGUUUUUGAAGAAUUCAUGCGUGGUGCGGAAGGGGCGCUACGAUGUAAAGGAGAAAUUCAUCAAUGACAUAGACACUCUGACUUGGGAAAGCGCUUGCGGUGGUCCGCCUCCAAAGUUUCCUCAAACCCCGAUGUUGCAACGAGGUAGACAACCCAAAUCUCAGAAUGCAGUUGCCUCCACCUCGUCAACACCCGCGGCGCUAGAAGGAACGUCUACAAACUUGGAAGAGACUCCAGUUGUCAACGGCACUCCGAAACCCGUAAAAGAAAAAAGGGCAUACACGAGACGAAGUGACACACCCAAAGGACUGACAGAGAAGAAGCGACAGCAGAUUUUCGCUCAGCAGGAAGAGCUUGCCUCAUUGUUUGAAAACGCCAGAAAAUUCGGUGUGGAUUUAACCAAGUAUGAGCAACAAACGCGGAUACUCAACGUGCACGAGAUAGCUGAGCUAAAGUUGCUGAUCAAAUCGUCGCGAACUCAAGAACGUGAGCAAGCUAGAGAGGCAAAAAGGAUGAAACUCAAAGCCAAACAUGAAUGGGCAAAGAAGAGGGAUGAUUUAGAUUGUGACGAUUUGAAGGCACUUCCCGCUUAUCCUGCUCUAACUCUUCCUCCUUGGUUGAAUGACGAAGAGUUGUCUGAAUACCUAGCCAUACUACAGUUUUUCACUGCUUUCCAGGAACUUCUGCCUAUCAAGGAAGUGCGAGGUACGCAUCGAGUGAAUCUAACUGAUGUCAUUAUGGCAAUUCGAUGUGCUGAUCCCCAAUAUAGCACCUACGCUGAUCUCAUGAAAAUCCUUCUUUCGGCCAGGACUGAUCGAGCAGAUGAAGAAGAUGGCGAUGAAGCUGACCUGUCUAAUAAAGAAGAGAUUGCCUUGAUACAACUGCAGAAUUGUGACCCUGAUAAUAAAAUACAUGGUGAAAGGAUACGAGAAAUGACCUACUUACAUGAAGAAAUCCGAUUAACACAUGGGCAAUCUUUACGACAUAUUCCUGUUGAUUGGAUGACUUUGACGGAGUUAAUACGGUUAGUAUUACUCACUUCCGGCUACUACACUGGACAAAGUACGCAUCGCCAUCGAUUAUUUGCCAGAGGAAACUAUAAAGGGUAUGAAGAUGCUGGUUACGUUUAUCGCAUGAACCAUCCGGAAACUAUGGAGAAGCUUCGAACUGGAACAGUGUUUGACUUAACACCGACGGAACGCUUAGAUCUCAUGAAAGUGGUUGUCUAUCAGCUUCUCAGCUAUAGCAAGUUUCGCAGUCGCCAGGAUGAGCGAUUAUUUGAGCUCUGGGAGCAAAGGAGGGAACUCAAAAAGCUGAGAAAUUGGGAUCAGACGCAGGAGCAGGAAGCCAAAGAAGCAAGGCUUGCUCGCGAGUAUGAGGCAGAGCUCAUAGAAGAACAGGGUAGUGAAGCAGCUAAAGAACAUCUGAAAGAGUGGCCAGCACCGUCUGAGGAAACGCUUAAGCUGAAGCAUCAUCUUAAAGCGAUCCGUGAUUCGAGACGGGUGGACCGCGAUGAGGUUGAACAAAUGCUUCUUUCUGGCGUGGCAUUCAAUGAGCUGGAACUUUCCGACAUUAUUCUUGCUCGCGACUUGCAAAGGGACAAAGUUCAAGACGUAGAAAAGAAGCUGCUAGAAACAAUAUAUGAUCUGACAACGAUGGCCGGACAAUUGCACCUGGGAAGAGACCGAGCGUUCCGGAAUUACUUCCUACUUGAGUGCGUGCCCUGUCUACUCGUUGAAAAUCCCAUCGAAGCUGAUCAUGUGGGAGUAUGCUUCGAGUCUACGCCUGUGGCCGAUUGUAGUGAGUAUGGUAGUGAAGAAGCUACACGACAGUUUGUUUUGGGAUGCUCCGGCAACAUGAACACCUGUUCUGUCCAUGGUGAACUCUCGAAACGAAGGCCGAGGUGGACAUUUGUGGAUUCUAUGGAAAAAGUUGAUCAGAUUGUUGCUGCAUGUAAUCCUCGUGGUUAUCGCGAAAUUGACCUUGCUGAAGAGAUUACUUUCCAUCAUCCGCGAAUAGCUGAGGUUAUGGAGAAGGUGGAGGCAAAGUUGGCUAAUGGGCAAUUCACCUCGCUUUUCAUGGUAGACCAGGCUGAUCCGGCUUUGAUGCAGAGUGGUGUGGAAUGGGACGUCGAAAUCCGAGAGCUGUUGCUUGAUUUGGAGGAAAAGAUCGAGCAAGGCCUCCUUGGUCGUCUUCCACCCACUAUAGAUCGACAACAAUGGCGGGACCUCUUGUUGGAUACUGGAGAUAUAACGCCGUUGAUGGAAGGUGACGUAGUGAUAAAAGGGCCACGUGAAGAAGUUGUUUGGACAAAAGACGAAUUACAGAAGCUCACAGAUGUUCAGAAACUUUCUGUGGCUUUCCUGCAGUUGGUUCAGUGUAUAGGCUUGAAAUUUCUCCAAAAACCAUUUGGUGUGACCAAAACAGACGACAAAGGGCGUCACAUUGUUAUGGCUACGGCUGUUUUCCUGCGAUGGCAACGAGCUUUGCUCACGUGUAGUUCGCUCCCAGCUCUCUGCCUCUUCUUAUCUACUUUGGAACCUGCCAUAAUGUGGGAUAAGAGCAGGUUGCAGGCCAAGUGCCGGGCAUGCAGGCGGAAGGCUAACGCGGAACAGCUGGUACUCUGUGCAGACUGUGAUCGCUGCUAUCAUUUCGAAUGUGCGAGACUUGAGGCUGGCCCAGCACCACUGGACUGGUGCUGUGCAGACUGUAAAGCGGUGCGAAGGAAGAUAGCUGCGGCUGAGAAACGAAAAACGCAGAAAGGUGGGCUGUGCCCAGCUGAUAAAUCAGAAGCGGCCAUGCUGCGAGAGCAAGAAGAUGUAGAAGACGAGCAUGUUGGCGACGAGAACAGUCUGAACGCAAGCAUGGAAGAAGAGCUGUCGCAAAAUGGCCAGCAUACUAAUAAUAACAACGUUAUUCGCACCAGUAGCGGCCGAACAGUGAGGCGGGUGCUGUACGAUGACGGUGGUUCAACACCUGAUGUUGACGCAUCUCCUCGUCCUCUCAAGUCGUCCAAACGACAUUCCGCACGUUCGAACGGUUACGUGAACACGGACUAUGUUGAUGAUGACUUCGAUUACGACAGCGAAUCGUCAACAAUCUCGAAGAGCAAAAGAAAACGAAAAAAUGCGGAUGAAUUCACAGAAUCACCUUUACGAAGUUUUGCUCCUACACUGCGUGAUCCCGAUCUGUCAUCGAGAGCUAGGAUCGAGGAGCUAGAGAAACUCAUACGAGAGGCUAUGCGGGAACCAUAUGCGUGGCCUUUUCUGGAACCUGUAGACAAGAAGGAGGUUCCGGACUACUAUGACGUAAUAACCCGACCAAUGGACCUCAGAACGAUGAUAAAUAAGAUCAAACAACAUGUGUAUGACACUCCAGAGGAGGUUCGAUCUGACGCCUAUCUAAUUGUGGCCAAUUGUAAGGAAUAUAAUGAGGAAGGCAGCGAAAUAUACGACUGUGCGGAACAACUUGAAGAUUUCUUCCAAGACAGAUUUCGGAUAUUUUUCGAAGACAAAAAGAGGAGGUGA
Messenger RNA from Cylicocyclus nassatus, 4266 nucleotides. The record is from the annotation of a GenBank genome assembly. Lineage: Eukaryota; Metazoa; Nematoda; Chromadorea; Rhabditida; Strongylidae.